This is a messenger RNA of Oncorhynchus gorbuscha (pink salmon), 1782 nucleotides long. RefSeq names its product pendrin-like. The transcript has 17 exons. Gene Ontology annotation, molecular function: bicarbonate transmembrane transporter activity; sulfate transmembrane transporter activity; chloride transmembrane transporter activity. The record is from RefSeq and is a predicted model, not a curated record. Bases 1 to 1782 code for a protein of 593 amino acids. Gene Ontology annotation, cellular component: membrane. Lineage: Eukaryota; Metazoa; Chordata; Actinopteri; Salmoniformes; Salmonidae. Gene Ontology annotation, biological process: transmembrane transport.
AUGGGAGAGAAAGGCCUGGCAGGUUCUGGAAUCUCCAUUGUAGCGCUCUGGUGGAGCCUGGCAUAUGCCCUGCUUGUGUCCGUGGCUCCAGUCUAUAGACUCUACUCUGCCUUCUUCCCCAUCCUCACCUACUUCCUGCUGGGCACCUCCAGACACAUCUCUGUAGGUCCCUUCCCUGUCACCUGUCUAAUGGUAGGCUCCGUCGUGUUGACCCUCGCCCCCGAUAACCACUUCCUGCUUCCUGGGAAUGGCACCGGUGUGAAUGGAACAGAGGCUGAUGGGAUUGUGGUGGACGUGGAGGCCAUGGAGGCCCAGAGGAUCAUGGUGGCGUCCUCCAUGACUGUGCUGGUCGGGCUGUUCCAGCUGAAGAUAGUCCUCUCCGUCCCCACUAACAACCACAGCGACUGCUUCUCCAUCCUCUGCACGCUCAUCGACGUGUUUACCAACAUCAGACAGACCAACAGAGCUGACCUGGUGGCCGGGCUGCUCACCAUUGUCUUCGUCAUGGCCGUAAAAGAGGUCAACACCAAAUUCCGGCACAAGAUUCCUGUCCCCAUCCCCAUCGAAGUGAUUGUGACCGUGGUUGCCACUGGAAUCUCCUACGCCACGGCGCUGGAGUCGCACUACGGCGCCAGCAUUGUGCACAGCAUCCCCAGGGGCAGAGCACAGGAGCUGAUAGCGUUUGGGUUCAGCAAUGUGUUCUGUGGCUGCUUCUCUGGCUUUGUGGCAAGCACUGCACUGUCCCGCACCGCUGUACAGGAGAGCACCGGUGGCAAGAGUCAGAUGGCUGGUAUAAUCUCAGCUGUGAUGGUAAUGAUUGUGAUCCUGGCUCUGGGGCACCUCUUGGAACCCCUGCAGAAGUCAGUGCCGGCAGCCAUCGUCAUCGCCAACCUGAAGGGAAUGUUCAUGCAGGUGACAGAGGUGCCCACACUGUGGAGACAGAACAGAGCAGACUGUUUCAUUUGGCUGGCGACCUGCCUGGCUUCUGUGGUGUCGGGACUGGACGUGGGACUGCCGGCUGGCCUGCUGUUUGAGAUGGGAACUGUGUUGGUCAGGACACAGUUGUGGGGUUUGACUCUGUCAGAGUGUUCAAGAAGAGGAAUUAAGGCCCUCAAGAAGAUUCACAAGCUCAUAAAGAAAAGGAAACUGAGGGCGACAGAGGUCUCCCUGGGUGUCGGCAACAAGGGUUUCGAGAGCGAGCGGAACAGUGGGCGGGAGUCCGGGCAGAUGGAGGACGGGGAUUGGCCUGUGCCAGAGGUGGAGGUCCAUGUGGAUUGGGCCAUGGAGCUGUCAGUCAGGGUGUCGGUACCUAAGGUCCAGCUCCACAGCCUGGUAUUGGACUUUUCAGCCGUGUCCUUCCUAGACGUGGUGGCCGUCAAGUCCCUCAGACAGUCAUUAACGAGUUCCUACGCAUUGGAGUCAAUGUCUACAUCGCAGGCUGUGACGGUACGCACUGGACAGCCCCUGCCUUCUGCAUUUGGGUUCACUCCAGAUGGAAUUGUAUGGAAAAUGGAAGCAUUGGCCUUCUUCGACUUGGAGGUCAUACGAGAUGUCCUCUUUCUCUCUGUCCACGAUGCCAUCCUCUUCAUCAAACUGGAGACAGCCAAUGGGAGCAUGCAGGAUGCCAUGGUUGAGGGGCUUUCUCUAAGGCAGGACUGCAAGGAGCCACCACCUUUCACUGAGGAAGAGGACCUGAUUGAGACCUAUGACAACCAGCAUAGAUCUCUCAUCCAUAGGCAAUCCAUGGAGUCUCCAAUUAACACAGAAACGCAGAAGAGCUGA